Molecule: messenger RNA, 2156 nt
Organism: Cololabis saira (Pacific saury)
Lineage: Eukaryota; Metazoa; Chordata; Actinopteri; Beloniformes; Belonidae
Gene: aldh3b1
Product: aldehyde dehydrogenase 3 family, member B1
Exons: 10
Coding region: 325-1731 (468 amino acids)
Biological process (GO): aldehyde metabolic process
Cellular component (GO): cytoplasm
Molecular function (GO): aldehyde dehydrogenase (NAD+) activity
Source: RefSeq, a predicted model, not a curated record
GAACUGGAACUAACAGACUGUUCCCGUUAAGACCGAGAUAAACCUUCUUUUGGUCAAAGAUAUGCACCUCUCAGCCGGAGUCACGCGUAGGGACUGGGAGGGUUCUCUUCUUCUCGCCCGACUAGUUUAUGAGGCUCGUUUUUCUGGCUCCGCCAACCCCCAGGAUCCGCCGGGAGAGACAGGGAAGCGUGUCCCGGAAGCGCCUCACACCUGACCGGCGACGCUGCAGCAGCAGGUAACCGCUCCGGUCUCCCUCUUUAACCCGCUCCGUUUACACACACGACCGCUGCUUCCUGCGGAUCAAUGUCCUAACCAAGUGAAAGGAUGGACACCCAGAGCCAGGUUGUGGAGCGGUUACGGUCGACCUUCCGGUCCGGCGUCACGCUGCCUGAGGCGUUCCGUCGGGGACAGCUGGUCAAGCUCAUGUCCAUGCUCAAGGACAACGAAGAGCACAUUGUAAAAGCGGUGCACAAAGACCUGGCAAAGCCCAAGUUUGAGACCAUCCUCUCUGAGGUGGAUAUCGUGACCAACGAGGUUCAUCAUGCCAUCGCCAACAUCUCCAGCUGGAUGCAGCCCGAGUACGCAGCCAAAAACCUGGCCACCAAACUGGACGACUGUUUUAUCCAGAGGGAGCCGUUAGGGGUGGUGCUGGUCAUCGGGGCGUGGAAUUACCCCCUGCAGCUUCUCAUCGUGCCUUUGGUUGGAGCCAUUGCUGCAGGAAACUGUGUUGUCAUCAAGCCUUCGGAGAUCAGCACCGCCACAGAAGCUCUGAUAGCAGAGCUCAUUCCCAAAUAUCUGUCUGAGGACUGUUAUGCGGUGGUUCGUGGUGGGGCAGAGGACACGGAGGCUCUUCUGAAGAAUAGAUUCGACCACAUCUUCUACACAGGCUCUCAGGCCGUGGCCCGGCGGGUCAUGCAGGCGGCGUCGGUCCACCUGACCCCGGUGACCCUGGAGCUGGGCGGCAAGUGUCCCUGCCUCAUCUACGGCCGGAUCGACUUCAAAGCUGCCGCCCGCCGCCUGGUGUGGGCCAAGUUCUUCAACGCGGGCCAGAGCUGCGUGGCCCCGGACUACGUGCUGUGCACGACGGCCACCCGGGACGCCCUGCUGCCGGCCGUGCGCGAGGUCCUGGACGAGUUCUACACCCAGGAGCCCAAGAACAGCCCCGACCUGGCCCGCAUCGUGUCUCCCCGACACUGGAGCCGUCUCAUGGACCUGCUCAAGAGGACCAGCGGGAAGGUGGUCGUGGGAGGAACCGGAAACCAGGAGGACAAAUACAUAGCUCCCACGGUGGUGGUGGACGUGGCUGACGACGACGCCCUGAUGGCGGAGGAGAUCUUCGGCCCCAUCCUGCCCAUCCUCACCGUGGAGUCUGUGGAGAAAAGCAUCGAGCUGCUCCGGGGGAAGGAGAAGCCUCUGGCCGUGUACGUGUUCUCCGACGAGUCCUCGGUGGUGAAGACGGUGAUGGAGAGGACGAGCAGCGGGGGCUUCUGCUCCAACGACGCCAUCAUCCACAUGGCCCUGCCCAGCCUGCCCUUCGGAGGAGUAGGAGCCAGCGGCUGGGGCAGCUACCACGGCCACUGGGGCUUCGAUGCGUUCAGCCACCGGCGCGCCUGCAUGCUGCGGGGCUGGGCGCUGGAGCGGCUCAACGGCCUGCGCUACCCGCCCUACAGCGACGAGAAGAUCCGCUGGCUGCGCUGGACCACGGCCCCCUCCAGCUGCUCGCUCAUGUGACCUCUCCCAGGACUCCAGGUUCCACCGUACCGGCCUCACAGCCACAGAGACAGUCUGACACAGGUGUGAUUGCUUGUUUCAGAUUAAAAAAAAGAUGCCUUUUUUUUAUACCAUAACCCCAUGUAAGAACAGAAAUAAACACUUAUAAUUUACUUCUUGCUGGAAAAAUGUUAACUUCUUCUUUUUUGUGUCUCCACACACAAGUUGAAGUUUGUAAUUUUAAAUGUUUUUCUUUAUUUUGAUCUUUUUCUGCUCACUUGAUCUGUUUUUACCCGCUGAUGUUUACAGCUCGAGAUGUUUGUGGAGUUUUAGUCCUGGAACCCUGUAACAUCCUUUUGUAUCCGUCUUUUCUUGUUUUGCUUCAUGUUUCUGCCAACAUUUAAGUUUCCUAAAGAAUUGUAAAUAAAGUUGACGUCUUACUUUUA